AUGACCGCCGGGAUCGCAACAAACUCAAAAGGCCAAGCAUGGUUUUGUACCACCGGUUUACCUAGCGACGUCGUGGUGGAUGUUGACGACAUGACCUUCCAUCUCCAUAAGUUUCCAUUGAUGGCUAAAUGUAGAAAGCUUCACGAGCUGAUAACAGAACAGGAAGCAAAUGUUACUCCUGAUAGUGUUGGUGUCGAAAGAAAUUCUGAACAAGAGAACGAAGAGAUCCAGGAGGAUAAAGCGGAGAAGGCAGAGGACGAGAAGCAGGAACAGUACUGCCACGUCACGUUUCCGGGUUUUCCGGGAGGUCCGGAGACGUUUGAGAUGGCUGCCAAGUUCUCUUACGCCGUGAAAAUCGAGUUAACGCCGUCCAAUGUAGCUCCGCUUCGUUGCGCCGGAGAAGUUUUAGAGAUGACUGAAGAGUACUGCGAAGGUAAUCUGAUUUCCAAAACCGAGAGGUUUCUCUCCCAAACGGUGUUUAGAAGUUUAAGAGAUUCAAUUGAAACACUAAAAUCAUGCGAACAUUUGAUUCCUUUAGCGGAAUCACUUGGCAUUGUUGAAAGAUGCAUCGAUUCUAUUGCUGCCAAGGUUUCCGCAAUGGAUCCGUCUCUGUUCGGUUGGCCGGUAAAUGAAGCAAUGCCGAGUAGUACCGGAGCUGUAAAUUCUCAAGGCGGCGGUGCGAGAAGGAUUGGAGAUGCCACGAGAGCCACUGCCGGAGGCGAUUGGUGGCUUGAUGAAUUAACAUUCGUUACUCCUACGCUGUUCAAGCGUUUGAUUAUGGCUAUGAAAGGUCAGCAUCUGAGUAAUGAAAUAAUCGAAAAUUGUCUUCUUUGCUAUGCCAAAAGACACAUCCCAGGGAUCAAUCGCACCUGCAGGAAACCCUUGUCUUCCUCUAUACCUUCAGAGAUUGAACAGAAGGAGCUAUUGGAAGCAAUGGUUACGAUUCUUCCCGAACAAAACUGCACAAGAUCUUCAACGUCCGUGAAGCUCUUUUUUGGAAUGUUAAGAACAGCAAACAUUCUGAACGCAUCUGACGACACUAAAUCGGCUUUAGAGAAGAAGAUCGGAUCUCAAUUUGAACUAGCCACACUGGAUGAUCUCCUUAUGCCGAGCUACUCUUAUCUCACCGAGACAUUGUACGACGUCGAUUGCGUCCAAAGAAUACUAUCGCAUUUUCUCGAUAGCGUGGAAGACAGAACAGCGGCAUUAAUGCUCGUCGGAAAAUUAAUCGACGGUUACCUGUCGGAAAUCGCAUUAGACGCUAAUCUCAAGCCGGAGAAAUUCUGCGAACUUGCAGCUGCUUUGCCGGAACAAGCUAGGGUUUAUGACGACGGUUUAUAUAGAUCAGUCGACGUCUAUAUCAAGGCUCAUCAAUGGAUACCGGAAUCCGACCGGGAGAAAGUUUCUGGAGUAUUGGACUGCCGGAAACUGACAUUAGAAGCGUGCACUCACGCCGCUCAGAACGAACGUCUUCCACUGCGAGCGGUGGUGCAGGUGUUGUUCUUUGAGCAGCUUCAGCUCCGGCACGCAAUCGCCGGUACACUGAUGGCAGCAGACAUGGGACCGUCGGACUCUGAGAGGUCACCGGCAAGACGACAGGAAGUAGUGGAAGACGACGAAACGGUAGUUGAAGAAGGUGAGGAUGGGACGUGGAGGGCGGCCGUGAGGGAGAAUCAGGUGCUGCGACUAGGCAUGGAUAGCAUGAGGACGCGGGUACACGAGUUGGAGCGUGAGUGCACGACCAUGAGGAAAGCGAUUGAGAAGAUUGACCACGUGGAGCCACCUGGUUGGAGAGGCUCCCUCACGAGGAAGUUCGGGUGUAAAUUUAAAACACAAGUGUGCGAUUCGCACGAGUCAACCAUGGUAGAGACUCGAAAGGGUCGGACCAAUCGAUCCCAUCAUCAUUCCGUUCGAUAAGAAUGCGUUUGGUAUGAGGGUCGAACAUAACUGAACGUGACUGACUUGGACUGAAUCAAUGAGGUCAAGUAUGUAAAAGAAAAGCUUUAAUUUGAAAAUUUUCUAGUAAUUUACUAAAUUUGUGUUAUCUUCCAUGUUCUUGUUCCACCUAAUUUUGUUGGA
This is a messenger RNA of Cynara cardunculus var. scolymus (artichoke), 2079 nucleotides long. Its product is annotated as BTB/POZ domain-containing protein At5g66560-like. The coding region runs from base 1 to 1917 and encodes 638 amino acids. The transcript is spliced from 4 exons. The record is from RefSeq and is a predicted model, not a curated record. NCBI's taxonomy places the organism in Eukaryota, Viridiplantae, Streptophyta, Magnoliopsida, Asterales, Asteraceae. Gene Ontology annotation, molecular function: protein binding.